AAAAUUCGGAGCAAAGAAAUAUUCACUAGUUGUAUUAUUUUCACCUUACAGGAAGAAAAGAAGAAACGACGGUCGUACGAGAUAAAAGAGAGUCAGUAUCAAAUAAAUGAUAGCAGCGAACGGCAGACUCCGUGGCACCGUUCUUCGUUAAUCAUACUCGACAUGAAUACACGAAGCAUUGAUAAAGAGUCACGUAUCUUUUGUUUGGAAUUUAUAAAAGUCUGCAUGAUUCAAAUUAUUGAAGAUCAAGAUACCCUUGUACUAUUCAUGUAACAGCGUGCUCCUGAUAAGAAAGUGUACCCAGUAAUUCUUAAUGAUAACGACGCAUUACCACCUUUGUUCUUGAGGAAUAAUUAUAGCUUGAUUACCCGUUAUCGAGCAGUGAUCGAAAAUAGAGUUAAUUGCAAGAAAUAUUUGCCCUGAUAAAAGAUUACCUAAGCUGGAAAAUACCAUCUGAAGUACCAAAUAUAAAUAUAGAAAUAAAUUGACUUUUGUCCCUCUUAAUACAUGUUGAAAGUUUGCAUAUCCUGUAUUAUAACCGUUUAAUUGAUUUUACUAUGGUACCUUGAGUAAACUACUAAACAAGACUAGUCUUCGCGUUAAUAAUUUAUCGUUUUGAAGCACGUUUAGACGCAGAAUGUGCGAACGCUAUCGAGGGUACUCGAGUAAAUGUUAACGAAAGAAGAGAUGGAGGAGAAGGAAGAGCAGAGACAGACAACUGCGUUUCGUAUCAGAAUCGAAGAUCGCCUAUCACGAUCACGUCGUUUCUAUACCGUUCGUCUCUUCGAUGGCACGAAAGUUUCACGUGAAUCCACGCGGCUUUCGCGCAAUUUGCGUCACACGCCCUCGGUGAACCCGUUUCGCGUGGUUUGCCAACAAAUUUUCCAUCGAUAAUUCUCCGUUGUUGGUACUUUCUUUUCAUCGCCGAGUAUUCAUGGACAACCUAAAAUUAAUUUCACCUAUAUUAUAGAAUCUCAUUGUACCCGUGUUCCUAAUGGUUGACUUAAUAUUAGAACCAUCUUUCCUUAUUUGAUAUGAGCUUUGAAGAGGCGCAUUUGCACGCGUGCAAGAGACGUAGAUAUGGUGGUAGACAAUCUGGCAACGCGUUCUUCAUGGAAUUUUCUGCUGAAACUGGUGAAGACCGGUGUUCUGUUCAUUUUGAACAAUAUUUAAUGUUGCCACGUGUAAAAGUUAAGAACGGUAUACGUAAUUACUGAUACGCCGUGCAUCUAAGAUUCGAAUAAAAACCGUGCAAAGUUUAGGUCAACUCGGUGAUUCGAAGGUCGUGUACCUCGGGACACGUUUGACAUCGCAAACAAUCAUAAACAAGUGUCAGAGCUGCCGUCAGACACAAAGUACAUCUAAAUGAUGCGAAACGUUAUCGUCCCUAGUCGGUGGAGUUACUUUUUUCUCGACGAUAUCAACGCUAAUAACACAUGUCAGCGCGACUUACGCAUUAUUUUCCACAUACACGCGCACCACAUACAUUACUUAAUCUUGAUUAUUGCGUUACAAACAUUAUUUAUUUAUUCAUUUACUUAUUUGGAUUUUGUUCAUCAUGCAGCUUUUUCGUCACUUUGUUUUUAUUUAUAUCGACGAGAAGCUUAAAAAACGGAGCGUUAUUGAAAACAUUCCACAAUCGAAAAGAGUGAUAUUUCUCGAGGUCAAUUACGCUUGUUAACUCAAUUUAGAUCACCUGAUCAAAGAAAAGCUUAGCGACGGUCGCGAUAGAUAGUUGGUUUUGCAAUUUUCAGGAAAAAUGAUAACGAUAAAAGGACAUAAACAAGGUUUGGAUAUCAAGGUCUGGUUCCUCCCGAAAGAACUUUCCACAUUAGAUAAGGAUUCGUUGAAACGUAGGAGGAAAGAAGAGGACGGGAAAACCGUAUCUAAAUGUUCGCUUUUGACGCGUUUUGAAAGAUCUUCCGCCCCUACCACCAUCGGCCCCAUGUACCGCUCGUCAAUACGAUGAAUCCGUGAAUGACGUGAUCGUCUCCUUAUCACCAAUCCCGUGACGUCGACAUUAUCGUAUAAAUUAUCCACGGAAGGAGACCCAUUCGUCAGUUCAGCUUUUCUCCUCGCAGAACUGCGAGGCAAGGUAGACCAAUUUUCUAACAACGAGAAACUUCUCGUUUUACCAUCAACUUUAACCAACAACAUAGAAUUCUACAAUUCUAUUCAAACUACACUCGUCGUCGACAUAAUCAAUUCAACAAUAAAACAAAGAUGUUGAUCGGUGGAGCAGUAAGCUACGUCGCUGGAAAGCAGGCAGUUCGCACAGUGUACUGGCGAACAGCCAGCAACGGUCGUCUGUUGAAAACGGCGAAGACCUGUAUGUUCCAAGGGCCACCAAAACCUGCGCCCUCUUCGACGUCCGCUUCUUCCUUCAGAGGUCACUCCCACAUGGAGCCUAUAUCGAAAGACAUCAUCAAUCCUCGACAUUAGACGACUAUUCAACAUGACAUUGGAACCAAAGAAUAACAGGAUGAGAAAAGGGUGGGGAAAAUCCGAUAAUCCUUGGAGCAUUUACCACAUAACUUUUGUACAUAGUAUAACUCCUAAGUUAAUACGACUCGUUCGAUGAGUUUAUUUUGUAAAUUACGCUGAGUUGCUUAAACGAAUGUUUGUACGUAUGCUGUUCGAUAAUUGUGUGCGAUUGCUGAAUAAAAUUAUUUAUUUUCUAUAGAAACGAACAUUUCUUCGUUAUUGAUAAUUACUCCUUUCCUACAAGGUACGAAGUUUCUCCGCUCCGCUAUCUCGGUGUCAACCAGUGUAUCGUUCGGAAAUAAAAACGCGGAGAGUAGAUUAAGAGGUCUAGGUGAAAUCGACGGACCCACCUUCAGUUACAACUGUAAAUUUUCAUAGCAUGAACUUUGAAAUAAGGCCAAGACGGAUUUGCGUCAUUGCUGGCUCGUUAGAGAAUCGAACGCUUUUAUUCGAAAUCGUCGCUAGAGAUAAUAACGAUUAAUCGGCCAAACAAUUAUUGCUCCUUUUGUCCUCGUUUUAUCGUACGAUAUACUCGAUGAAACGCCGGUAAUAACAUAAUCUUUUAUUUAUUCGUGAGACUAAUUCGAUAUAAAGUGGUCUGAACAUCGAUUAAAAUUUCCACGCUGCGAAAUUUUAAUUUAACGUCGAUAAAAAGCAAGCUGUACACGAGCAGAUAGCGAUUCCUGUGAAAAAAUUCAAGUUCGCUCGUUAAUCCGAUGAACUUCUCGUACGGUGGCUUUACUGAUUAUCAAGAAAGGAAAAUGCAAUCACGCACACGCACCGUGGCUGUGCGAUGUUAUACACGCGAAUUAUCGAUAUCGAUAAACUCGAUACGUCAUUCCCUAACCGUGUAUCAUUACGAAGCAGAAUAUGCAAAUUAUUCGAAACAGUAGCUUAUUACUUCAGAACCGUGAAAAUAGACGUCGAGGCCGAUGCUUUUGUCCGCUCGUGUCAGGGUCCAAAGGGCUCCCUUGCUCGCCAUCAAUUAACCCUCAAACAGAGCGUGCUCGACGUGGUACAUUACUCCAAUUUGAUGUUACAUUUUUUUCAUUUCGAUCAUUAUUUUUUAGAUGCUUAUUCUUUGUUAGAGAGUCAAUGACUCUGCAAAGCAUUUUGACAUGUCGACAAACCUAUUUGCUCAGAACAAAAGGAGGAGAGAGAAUCGCGGGUCAAGGUCUUCGACAUUGAAUGUUAGUUAGCAUGUACAAGGUUUCCUUAAGCACGCUUCAGGAGGCCAUUCUACUCGCGAAGCGAAACUUUUUACGUUCGACUCGCGUGAAUCGAGCUUGCAACAGCCUUUCAAACGAAAGCAAUGUUUUCGUGUUUAACACCAAUUUCUUAUAAUUCGCGUUUAACACUAUGAGAAGGAGAUAUAAUUCUGCGCGUAAAGUUGUGAACAGUGGCAUCUGCCCGCGGUGCUAAGAAUUUGGAUAUCCGGCGUGCGAUCAACUGCGCAAGAAUCACGGGAGAACAAGGGUUGGAGAAAGUGAAAGAACGACGGCCCUAGCGAAGGAUUAGAGUUACUAUCGAUCGACACUUUACUACUAUAAAAAGAAAAAGAAGUAAUCGCUUUAUUCUUCUCCUUCAAUAUUUUGAUCACGAUAAAGAUAGCAACGCGAGCAAGAUGCGUACAGUGCAUUCAGAAAAUAUUCUGCUAAAUUUAAGAAGGUAUAAUGCUUUUAUUCGUUGAGACAGACGGCAGUUGUUUUUAAAAGCUCUGCAAAUUUAUCGGAAUUCGCGGGAAGCAAAAUGUUGGUAAAGUUAAACGAGAAAGAGUCGAACGAACACCCAUCGCUAGUCGAUCGAGUGAACAAGGGGGUGUAGAUUGCGCGGGCGCACUGUCAGGACUAUCGAUUUCGCGAGCAAAAGGUGCCACACGGUUGGCCAUCGAUUCGACGCUCGUCUAAAAGGAUUGUAGCUGGUGAUUCCCAAAAGGCAAGACGACGCUUCGGCCAAGGAAUUGUUCGCAGAUCCGCGGAGCGAGAACCGAUUCGACGAAUCGGUCGGAAGAUUGGAUCCGUGGACGUCGGACGAUAGUUGUGCGUGUCUAUCCUCGGAAGACGAGGAGCGAAACGGAAGAGACUGAGGAAGACAGAUCUCGACUCUCGUCAUGCAGAAUUAUGGACACGAAAAUUACGAUUAUGGGUCUGUCGAGGGAACUUCGCAACAGGCUGCGGGUAGAACGUUACCACAGGUACCGGGCGCCCGGCCCAUGGUGGACCCCCACGCCGAAGGCGAGGUCGAUCCAAAUUUGUAUCCCCAGCCGAAGGAAGCAACGCAUAAGAUCCGUGGCAAGAGCGACGUGAUCGAGUACCUGUUUGGUUCCGUCGAUCAAGAACUUCUCACCGUGAAAACCUUCUACUUCUUCUUCUACUCGGCCUUUGGCUCUUUGUUUCCGCUUAUGGGAGUCUACUUCAAACAGAUGGGCAUGAACGCCAGUCAAUGCGGUCUCUUGAUGGGAAUUAGGCCUUUGGUCGAGUUUAUCAGCGCACCCUUUUGGGGCUCGUUAGCCGACAGAUGGCAAAAAGGUAAGCUGAUUCUGCUAGCCUCGAUAUCUUGCUGGAUCAUUUUCACCCUUCCUCUGGCCUUCAUGCAACCACCGGCCACGUCUUGCGUGGUUGUACGAAACAGAACCGCGUACCUGGUAUCUCCAAACCCCAAAACUAGGAUAGUGAAACGAUCGACCAAUCUCGAUGAAUUUUAUCAUCGAGACGACAGUCAAUGUCUGGAAGUCGCCGAGAACGUCGUCUUCGAGAGGCUGCGCAAAGACGACGGCGCGACGGACUCGUUGAACAAGUUGCUUUUGCAACGGAAUAAGACUUCCUCGACGGACAACGUCGAGAAGAAUGACCGAACGUCCAUCCAUAAGGAAAACGAGGAUGCUGUCAACAGAGUACGAAGAGAAGUCUCGGUAGAUACUACGACCACCGAGGAGAGCCCUAUAGAGGAUCUCAAGUACAAGCAGCUAGUGUUCGAAGAGGAUGCAGACGAUCCUGAAGCCAAAACCAUCGAUUUCGAGACCCUCCAAAGGAGAAACCGUCCAGCCGAUGUGCUCGAGUACAAACGUUUCCUUAAUAAUCAGCCCUUGGACGAUAAAAUGCCACCAAAGAAGGCUUACACUCGUACCAAAACCAGGGUGAAACCGCCUCCAACGAAAGUCAUGGUGAAGCGAGACGUCAGCGAGGAAGAGGACGAAGAUAAUCAGUCUCUGUUAGAGUCUAAGCAGCCUUGGUCUACCAUGACGGCUCUGCGUAAGCUGACGUUACUGGACGAAGAAGAGGAGGACGAGGACAAGGACGAGGAGGACGUUGAAAUGCCACUGCUCAGGAGUAAACGUUACGUUUGGGUGCCACAUUCUGGGCAGAGUCCUCACACGGUUUCUUACGCCAAGAAUUACGACGAACGGGUGAACAAGGGCUGGGUGAAGCCACUCUUCAGCUCCAUCGUCUAUAGAUUACCGGACAUUCAAAAAACGUUCUUUUUGUUGUUGCUGUUGGUAAUAGUCGGAGAGUUUUUCUCCGCUCCAGCGAUAACGUUGGCAGAUUCGGCCGUCAUUACUUUGUUAGGCGAGGAUGCGGACAGGUAUGGUCACCAGCGAAUGUUCGGCAGUUUGGGCUGGGGUCUGGCCAUGUUCUUCGUCGGCAUCGCUUUGGAUCACAGCACCGCCUUUUCCGAGCAUCCGUGCGGUCCAGACCUCAGGGAGAAGAAUUACACGAUCUGUUUCGCGAUCUUCAGCGUCCUGAUGGGCGCAGCAUUGAUCACUGCCACGCAAAUCAAUUUCAAGUACGACGUGGUCGCCUCGGAACCGGAAGUAAUUAAACCACCUGCCGAACCAACCAGAGAAGAGCAACUGCAGAGUCAACUGUCUCAGCAGUUGAAUCUUCCUAGUCUUCAGGAUUCGUCAGCGGCGGUAAAUCUGAAGCCUCAGCCUCCGGAAGGCAAGACAAAAAUGUUCGCUCAAACGAUGCGGGAGAUUCCAGAAUGGGUGACCGUGUUGAAACAAUUCAAAGACUUGAAGUGCGCCUCCUUCCUCUUCGUAGCCUGGUUCAUGGGUUUCGGUAUCGGAUUGAUCUUCACCUUUCUGUUCUGGCACCUUCAGGACUACGGUGGUACGCCCACGUUGUUCGGCGUCGCUUCCGUGAUCAAUCACAUAUCCGAGAUAUUCGCCUACUUCUUCAGCUUCAAGUUGAUUCGCCAGAUCGGUCACGUGAAGGUGUUAUGCUUGGGGCUAGGCGGUAACGUGUUCCGUUUCCUGUAUAUAUCUUGGCUGACGACGCCGUGGUGGGUUCUGCCCUUCGAAUUCAUUCAAGGGAUAACCCAUGCCGCUGUGUGGGCCGCGUGCUGCAGCUACAUUUCGCACAACACUCCUUCGCACUUGCGUACCAGCGCCCAAGGAGUUCUUCAAGGUAUUCACCAUGGUCUUGGCAGGGGAUGCGGUGCCGUUAUAGGUGGCAUGUUCGUUGACGCCUACGGAACGACCGCAACGUUUCGGGCAUACGGUCUGAUCUGCCUGGUGGUGCUGGGCGGUUUCAUAUUCAUCAACUUCUACAGGAAGGAUACGGGCUUCGUGUCGGACUUGCCGCAAACGGAGGACCCGCAUCAAGUAGCCGAAGCGACGCACCUGGCACCGCACGGUGUGCCCAGCAACGCUAUUCCUCGUGCCCUGAGCUCUACGCGCCUGCACGAGCUGGGCAAUACCGACUACCAAUCGAACACGAGGUAUCAGAACAGGCUGCAACCUACUGACGGCAGUAACAUCGGUACAAAUGGAGGCGUAGUAAACCCGACGAAUCCAUUCCUGAACGGUGGAGGCGGCGGUGGAGGUGGAUACAAUUACGGUAUGACUGGCAAAGGCGAGGACGAGUAUAUCCGUAGGAGCUUCCAGCUCUACAAUGAAGUGAUCGACAGAGAACUCGACCUGAUCAAACCACCGCCGAUAGUGACCCAUCUCCACGCUCAACAACCAUGCACCAACCCCUUCCAUCAGCACGAUUACGAGUGGUAACAGUCCGGGAUGUUCGACCCUACUUGAGGCAAUCAGGAUGGCGAGAUACGCUGAUCAGAUUACGAGAAACUGGUCUGGAGUACCAAGAAUCGAGGAGUACCAGGCUCCAAGAGAUGGGACAUUUUUUACUCGGUUACUAAGCAGACCCUUUCGAUAGUUGUUGCUAUGAUACAACGAAGUCGUAAAUCCUUCGAAAGUCAAAGAACUAUCGAUCAAGACGAAGAUUCUCGUUACAUUGCCGUAGUUGAAAAUUCUUCAAAUUGACAAUAUAUUGGAUCUUUCGAAAAGUCUUUGAUAUCGCGAGAAGUUCGAGAGUGGUAAUAGAACGAGAAUUUAACGUAUAUUUUCGACGAUUCGAGUUACGACCUCGAUAUAUGGUAGCGCGAACUAUGCUCCGUCGAUCAAUAUCGUUGGCCAUCGAAUCGACUAAUUGCACGGAAUAGGUGUUUCGCGAACGAUCCACGUUUAGAAAUCGACGAAACGACGACUCUGAAGUGCCUGAUCACUGAGAUGUUCUUGUUUACAAGCGACGAUCGAUCAAGAUCGAUGCUGAUCGACGGGAGACCGAACGGUUUCGACGAAACGGGAUUGACGUCUAUAUCGCGUAGAGUAUCGAGUCUCUCGACGAGAAUACGCGCGAAACGAAAUAAUACCAUCCGAUCGAUGUAUUUUAUUAGAGGCGAGAAUAGGAUGUAUGUACAGCGGAGAGCGCCGGUAUCUUUCGUGACUAUCUAUCUACAUAGUAUACCUGACACGUGUAGUACGGCACAACACGAUCUGCGGGGUCGCUUCAACGAAAACAUUUAUCCUACGUAAUUAACGAGCAUUCCACGGUAUCGUUCGAGUAUUUAACGAGCAGAACGUGAACGGUCGAACGAGACGAUAGUCGCUCUGAUAUCUAAUCAGGGAAUAUCCCUGGCAACAUCCGACAAUCAGAAGAUCGAUGAUUUACUCGGGAGACUAGCGUUUGAUGAGAGAAUAAUUGCAGGUGAAAUUGACGAAACUCGAACGGCACCGUAUUCUCGAACGCGAGCACCUCGAUGUAUUAUUGUGUAUCUACGUGCGAUCGCGUGCUCUGCUUCUCUGGUUUCAUCGUGAUUCUGGCUCACGUUUAUAUCCAAUAUCCUCUCGACGUAUGAAUCGAAUUAGGCUGUCGAUAAAAUUCGUCAGCGAUCAUUGUAAAUACUUAUCCUCUGUCGCUCUAACUCGCGUGUGAAUAUUAGAAUUAAAAAGCCCUGUUCCUUGUUCUCGUUCAUCGUUAUUUUCUGUUUCUAGGCUGAUCGUUGCUCGUUGCGUGUUAUAUCUGUACAAUGUUUCACUUGUAACCGUGUAGUCUAUCGAGUAUAGAACUCGUCGAGGUACUCUUAUCGUGUAAGCAAUCACGUUUCUGCGUGAGAUAAGUGUAUAAAUAUUGUUGAAACUGAGAGACGAUUAAACCGGAUAGAUGCGGGGGUACUCGCUGCGGAUACCUAAUUAACAAGUUGCAUACCUGAUCGAAGAGAUAUCGAAGCUUCUGCCGAUGUAACAUUUUCGUUUGGAACAAGUUCAAGAAAAAGUCUACGGCUUGCAUUUAUUUCUUAUCGCCUAUUUAUUGGGGUUCACCAAGUAUCGCAGUAAUUUCUAUGUUUUAACGUCCGACUUUCUAAAUUUAGAUCGACGUAAAUUUAACAAGCAUAUCAUAGCGGGCGUUUCGUAACGAAAGAGUUAAUUACGAGACUUCGAUUCGGUUCGGUCAAGUGUGUAAAUAAAGCCUAAACGAAGCAGAAUCUCGUUUUCCGAGGCACAAGCUAGACAUAAUGUCGUACUUGCGUACGUUAAUACCUUAUCGACGAACCACGUGCUUUAGUAUCGAACCAAGAUUACAAAAUACUGUCAACCGAGCAUAUAAAUGUUCGUUAAGAACGUCGAUAAAGUGUUAAUCGACAUUCGAUCCGAGGGAAGAAUACAUAGGCAUCGUAUGCAUCCGAGUGCUUUAGCUCAGUAUUGUUAUAUAAAGCACGACUAUAUAUACAUAUAUAUUUAACCGUAAGCGUGAGGGUCGGAAUGAACGCGUGUCUAACUGCACGUUUCAUUUCGACAACCACUCUGGACUAGUUUUUCGAGGACACCUUCCACCGACAUCAUAAACUUAGAAACAUAUAGCAAGCCCGAAACGAACCGGAAGACAAUUUUCAUCCGAGUUGAAUGGAAAUUACGAUCAUGCACACGCUCGCUUCGACCAUCGAAUUAAUCGCCAAAAUUCUGAAGGCUCCUAGUGUUCGCGGCUCUUCUUGAUUUUGCGUUUUCAAAAAUCGAAUAUUCUGUAUCAUCUGGUGAAAGACGUGCUCGAAAUAAACGCAAACGGAGUUUAACAUUGAUACUUAUAUCUCGCGUUCUUCGAUCUAGACGAUUCCCGUAACGUUGUCAUUGAUCAUAUUCUUUCGCGAUCUAGUUUCCGCUGUGCAUUAUUAGAGACUUCCAGGUGUAAAAAGGAAAUAACAUCGAAAUAAGUACACUGAAUGUCCCUACUAACAUGUGUAAGAGAUUGGACUUGACGAGAGAAAUUACACGCGGAUGCUUCAAUUACUCGAGUCUUCCCCUUGGAACACAUAUAUUUUGAAAAGCAAGAAAUUGAGGGUAUUUUACAGAGCCGAUACAUUGAUUUGACCAUUUCUCGAACACAUUGUCGUAAUAAAUUGAGGAACUUAGGAAAAGAUAUUUGGCGAGAAACACAUCCGGCGAACUUGAUACAUAUCAUAUAGCUACUAAGUUAAAAAUCGAUGUAAUUAUUCAGAGAGGAUCGUUUCGCACGUGACUUCUUCGUGUUGCCCCGUGGCAUCGACGAGUAAGGUUGAGGACAUUCUGUUUUUCUCGGAGAGUAGGUUUCUUGGUAAAGAAAAAUCUUCGAAACGAGAUGCAUUUUUGGUAGAAGUUUUCUUGCUCGAUCAAGACUGAAGUAGCUUCAAGAUCGAUUCGAUCGUUCGAGUUAAUUAUUUAUGAGCAAAGAGUUCAACGAAUUCGGAGGAGUUGUGUGCGAAACGCGAUAACGAUAGCUGUACUAUAGGUAUAGCGAUAUGAAUAGACAAUUAACAGAGAAAUAUAACAUACAGUAAUAAUGUAAUUAAUACACAGUUUGAAAAAAAGAAGUCUCGAUCGUGUUGAAUUUCCCUCCCUUUUCUUCGUCGACGAUGAUUAAGGAUUAAGGCUGUUUCCAACUACCAAAUUAAUUAUUUUUAUAAUUACACAAAAUUACAACGGUACUGCUCAAUCACUCUCAGCCACAACAAAUGACAAGGAGAAAAAAAAAAGACGUCCACAGCUUUGUUUAUUUACACCAAGCAACACCACAGAUCAUGCACUUUAUGCGAUAAAAAAAUGAAAGAAAAAAGAUAAACAAACGGAAAUUUUUCAUUUAUUUACAUGGUUCAUGCAAAAUGACGCAAUAUCGAUCGUGAAUUUCAGCGAACGCGAUAAAACGCUUAAUUUCGUGUUGACUCGACGAGCCGUAUGACUCUUCUAAUUACUUAUGGAUACGAGAAGAUUCGCGUGGGGACGUGAUCGCAGAAUGAACACGAGCAACGCUUGGUAAAUAAAGGUUUUAUUCUAUCGUUCUUUUCGCCUAUCGAUUUACUUAUUUGGACAAAGUUACGACUAGAGGCACUAGUCAAGCUUAAACUCUAGCUGAACUACGAGAAAUUCGUAAUUAUGCUCGAUGUUCUAUAACUAAAACGUUCUUCUCUCGAUACACGGUUUCAAAGAUGAGAAGUCGGAAAUCGUGUGAUGUAGCAGACUAGAUCUAGUAAUUGAUAAGUAAUUAAACAGUCGCUAUUUGUAGCUCACUCGAAAAAUUGUUUAUCACUAAAAAUGGUGUUCUCUAUCGUUAAUCGAUAAGUGUUAAGUGUUUGUACGUUACAUGUAUAUAAAGUGUAUACGUGAAGGUGUUUGUUUUACCUGCAACGCGGGCACGGUUUAUAAAGAUAUACGAGAAGAUUACGGAAGAGUCGAAUAGAAAAACCGAUGCGACGCAUUCACUUUCUUAAUCGUCUACGUUAAUAAAAAUGCUAUCCUAUGAAUGUAAAAUACUGACUAUGAUUUAUGACUCCACUACGAAUAACGUGAUGUGGACAAAAAUUCAUAAACACGUGUCUCCGGAUUUAUUUACCUGUAUAUGUAUCACGUGUUUCUGGCAACACUAUCGAUUAACGCGUUGACCAACACGAAAGGAAACACCGUGGUGGUACGGCACAUUGUAAUCGCGACCGUUUACAAAAAUCAUUUCGUUUCUCGAUUUACACAUUUCGCUCGCUAGCUCGACUAUGUUAAAUUCGUGGUACCAUGGGUGACAAUCUUCGUGGCAACCAACGCGUUCACCAGUAUUUUUAUCACUAUCCCGUGUACACCGAGAAAUAUGUACACGUAAAAUAAUUGCAUUGCUUCGCAAUUAACGCAGUCGUGCCAUAUUUACCAAUAAAAUGUGUUUCGUUCUUCGUUCGUUACCGGUGGAAACUGGAUAAAUACUGUACGUGUAAUUUAACUCGAAUAUUCACCGUAUCAGUAGAUAUUACGGAUGAAAAGCGUAAGCGGGCAAGAGGCGAUUCGUGGCAACUUGCAUUCAAACUUAGAGAUUUUUUUUUUUUAAGAAAGCGCCAAGAAAAAUCUCGAUACUUGUUCGUAAUACGCGUGUGAAUGCAAUCAAAUUGCUUCGAGGGGUUUUCUAUUAAGUAACUAAGCGAACAUCGAUCGUAUUUAGCCUCCUAUCUCAUUGGUAUUAUGCAUAUCGAUAUUAUGCUAUUUGGUAUUCUUUCCCCCUUAUUGGCACUGGUAUACGUAUAACGCAUUCUUUCAAUCGUUGUACAAAUUAGCGGAAAAUAAAUAAAUAAAAAAAAGAGAAAGGCAAGAAACUUAUACCUAUCGUUAAGUAACACUUGAAAAGUUAAUGGUAAACUUAAUUCCAACAGCUGGACACUACUCUAUUAAACGCUUCUUUUGAAGAAGCGAUUCAUUUCUAACUAUACAUCGUGUGUAAUUACAUAUGAGUGUAUAUAUAUAUAUGUUGUGUGUGUGUAUAUAUAUAUACGCGCGCGCGUGCGUGCGUGUGUAUAAUACUUAAAACGAAAUCAGUUUUGUACAGCUGUUGUUUCUCACGCAAAACUGGACCGACACCGGGCAGUGUGUCAUUACGGCAGAAUUGCAUUAAUUGUUAUAAUACUGGCACAGUGAGGCAAUGAUCUUAGGACUCUCUAAGCUAUUAAUAAUAAUAACGUACUUCUACAUUCAUCUAUCGGAUUCAUACUCGCACGCUAAUUAUUCUUCGAGUCAUGCAUACCCUAUCUCAUUUGCUCCUUAAUCAAAAUAACGUGAUAACAACAUCGAACUGUCGAGGGCUGAUUCUUUUCCAAUAAUUCCAUAGAAACUAAUAUAACGCUACGUUAUCGUGUUAAAAGAAAAAAAAAAAA
Messenger RNA from Megachile rotundata (alfalfa leafcutting bee), 12924 nucleotides. RefSeq names its product major facilitator superfamily domain-containing protein 6 jef (gene jef). Gene Ontology annotation, cellular component: membrane. Lineage: Eukaryota; Metazoa; Arthropoda; Insecta; Hymenoptera; Megachilidae. The record is from RefSeq and is a predicted model, not a curated record.